CAAAAUCAACACCAUAGAAAAUGGCUCCCUACCAAGCUCCCUCCCAACCCUCGCAGGAGCAGCUGGAGCGCCGACGAUUAGUUGGUGUCAACGCAGAAACUGUUACAGACGUUUCUUCCGUUGAUUUCCCCGGUCACUAUCCAGGCGAAGACCAUUCUUGGGAUGCUGCGAAGUUCAGAGACAAUUUCCAGGUCAAAUUCUACCAAAAUGAUCCUCUCGAAUCCUCCUUCUCCCUUAUUGGGUUAGAUGCCUCCGUCGCCAACGCUUUCAGGCGCAUUCUUCUAUCUGAGAUCUGGACUUUGGCGAUUGAAUACGUCUUCGUAUACAACAAUACCUCCAUAAUCCAAGACGAAGUCCUGGCGCAGCGGUUAGGCCUGAUUCCAUUCAAGGGCAACAAAAAAGGGCUGCGGGACUUCCUGCGGCCUUACCACAAGCCGGAGGAAGGGUCUGGGGAGAAAAUCGAGGGAUACGAUUACAAUACGAUCAUUCUAGCAUUGAAAAUCGAAUGCACGCGCAACGACCAAGCAGCAAGAGGAGAGACGAACCCGCACAAGGCAUACCAUAACGCACACGUCUAUGCAAAGGAUAUCGUGUUCAAGCCUUACGGUGAACAGACAAAAUACUUCUCCGGAGAAGGUGCAAUCCAGCCUACGAAUCCGGAUAUCUUGAUUGCCAAGAUGCGUCCAGGUCAGUGUAUCGACGUAGAGAUGCAUGCUGUCAUGGGCAUCGGGAGCGAUCACGCCAAAUUCUCACCGGUUGCUACCGCUUCAUACCGUUUACUACCAUCGAUACAGAUCCUGAAGCCAAUCAUCGGAAAGGAUGCAAAGAAGUUUGCGGCGUGCUUUCCUCAAGGUGUGAUCGACUUGGAACCAGUGACCAAGAAGGACGCUUCGAAGAAAGGCAGUGGAUUUGAGGGACACGAGGGAGAGAUGAAGGCGGUUGUCAAAGACGCCAUGAAGGAUACUGUCAGCAGAGAGUGCUUACGGCAUAAGGAAUUCGAGGGCAAGGUCAAGCUGGGAAGAGUCCGCGAUCAUUUCAUAUUCUCUAUUGAAAGCUUGGGGCAAUUCGACAGUGAGGAGCUCUUCAUUGAGUCGAUACAGGUUUUGAGGAAGAAAUGUUUAGCACUGAAGGAGAACUUGUCAAAUAUGGUACGAUAGAUCACGCGUCACAAGCAUUGCAGGAGUUGGGGGCAGGCGUUGGAUGGCUUCCUUGAUGCUAUCUAGAGAUAAGACCAGGCUCUCUUAGAGUCUGAAAGCCUGAAUCAAAAAUGGCCACUUUCAUAAUUCGUGUCUUCAUGAUAUCAUAUGCAAGUGUCUUCUAUGCCAGAAACCAUCGCCUCAUGAUACUGAGAAUGCUACUGGUUAGCUACCAUCCGUACCAAAGGGUCAUUUAGCAUGGCCGUUCGUCUCCGCCUUGACAAACUCGCUUGUAAACUUCAACCUGAACUUGAAAUCGACUCUGCCUAGUGAAGGAUCGGUGACUCCUAUUUCAUCCCCAUUUCCAAC
Molecule: messenger RNA, 1505 nt
Organism: Mollisia scopiformis
Lineage: Eukaryota; Fungi; Ascomycota; Leotiomycetes; Helotiales; Mollisiaceae
Product: putative DNA-directed RNA polymerase I and III subunit Rpc40
Exons: 2
Coding region: 21-1157 (378 amino acids)
Biological process (GO): DNA-templated transcription
Cellular component (GO): RNA polymerase III complex; RNA polymerase I complex
Molecular function (GO): protein dimerization activity; DNA binding
Source: RefSeq, a predicted model, not a curated record